This is a messenger RNA of Rhododendron vialii, 1412 nucleotides long. Its product is annotated as GDSL esterase/lipase WDL1. Bases 316 to 1086 code for a protein of 256 amino acids. Gene Ontology annotation, molecular function: hydrolase activity, acting on ester bonds. The record is from RefSeq and is a predicted model, not a curated record. NCBI's taxonomy places the organism in Eukaryota, Viridiplantae, Streptophyta, Magnoliopsida, Ericales, Ericaceae. The transcript has 6 exons.
GACAUUACAGAAACCGGCAAUUUCGAGGGACCGUUAUGCUCCAACCUCUCUCUCUCUCUCUAUUUCGAGGGACCGUUAUACUCCAACCUCUCUCUCUCUCUCUCUCUCCGGAAUUGAUCGAGUCAGUGUCCGCAUUAAUAUCGGAGCUUUUUGAGACAGUUGGCGAUGGAGGCUUUUUGUUGUUGGCUACGGUACUGUACCAUUUAAUACACCCAAGCUACUUGUGGUACUACCCUCUCUCUCUCCCACAGUAUACAUACACGCACCUGCUGCUGCUACCAGUGGUGAUUUUUUCUUUUUUGUGAGAGACGAGACAUGGUCGGACCGAAAAGGCCUCAGUUCGUUCUAUUCGGAUCGUCGAUCGUUCAGCUCAGUUUCAGCAAUGGCGGUUGGGGUGCCAUUCUCGCUGACGUUUACUCUCGCAAAGCAGACAUAGUGUUGCGAGGAUACUAUGGCUGGAAUUCACGACGUGCACUGCAGGUUCUCAAUGAAGUCUUUCCAAAGGAUGCAGCUUCUCAGCCUUCUCUGGUGAUCAUCUACUUCGGUGGCAAUGAUUCAAUGGGACCUCACUCAUCUGGCCUGGGCCCACAUGUUCCACUUCCUGAAUACAAAGAAAACAUGAGAAAGAUUGCACUUCAUAUCAAGAGCCUUUCAGACACAACACGCAUUAUUUUUCUCAGCUGUCCACCAGUCAACGAGGCCAAAGUUCGGGAAAACACAAGUAAAUACUUUAGCGAGCUAGUCCGGACAAAUGAGUUAUGCCGAAGUUACUCAGAAGCUUGUGUAGAGUUGUGCGAGGAGAUGGGCCUGAAGGUGGUUGAUCUUUGGACUGCAAUGCAGAGACGAGAUGAUUGGUUGACUGCUUGCUUUACGGACGGGGUGCAUUUAUCUGCUGAGGGGAGCAAAGUAGUUGCGGAGGAGAUACUCAAGGUGCUCAAGGAAGCAGAGUGGGAGCCAUGUUUUCAUUGGAAGUCCAUGCCCACAGAAUACGGGGAAAAUUCACCUUAUGACCUUGUUGCUUCCGACGGGAAAACGACUAUAAAUCCAUCGGAAUGGACCUUCCACAGGGAAAUACAGUGGGAUUAGGCUAUGACGAAAUUUCCUCAACUGCUUUGGCCUCGUUGGUUUACACAACCCAUUCGGAAUUGGCUCGUUUCUGGUGAAUUUUGUGUGAUUUUCUUCAAUUGAUUCAAAGAUUUGUAGGGAUCCCCUCCUGCUCUUUUUUGCAUGUUAGUUACUUGAUAAAGUGUCAAAGGUGCUGUAAUUUGUCAUUUUUAUUACAAUAACUGCAGUUCAAAUUCAAGUGACAUGUUGGAUUAGUUGUAGUAUUGAUAAAAAUGGUUUGCUUAUGUAAUAUCGAGGGUUUAAGUUUUUAGGCUUGAUUAUUGAAUGAAUCUGUGGGGUUGGAAUCA